AUGGGUCAAAAAGGUGCUCCGGGAGAGUUUGGCAUUAAUGGUCCUGAAGGAGCACCUGGUCAACCAGGGCUCAUUUUUAGUGGACCAAAAGGGUAUAAGGGAGCAACUGGUCGACCCGGGCUAAGGGGCAUUUCUGGUAAACGUGGUCCAACAGGAUUACCAGGAAUCCCUGGACUAAAAGGGUUAACUGGUGAUAUCGGUGAACCUGGCUUUGCCAUAAGCCCUAAAGGUGAAAGAGGAAAUCCUGGUAUAUCAGGUUUUUAUGGCUUGAAAGGGAUAAAAGGAGACGCUGGAGAUUUGGGACUGGCAGGUUUUAAAGGAUAUCAAGGCCCGACAGGAAUGAAAGGAGAAAGAGGUGACGAAGGUUACGAAGGACUUAAUGGAUAUUCAGGUGCUAAGGGAAUGAAAGGUGAUAGAGGAGAUGAAAUACUCCCUUCAGAUGUUAAGCCCGGGCCAAUGGGUGAAGUAGGUCCUCCUGGAUUUGAUGGGCAACCUGGUCGUGCUGGAGCUCCCGGAAAUUUCGGAGAAAAUGGUAUUCCUGGAUUCAAAGGUGAAAGAGGUGAUAUUGGAGACAUUGGUCCAGAAGGUUUGCUAGGCAAACAAGGUGAACAAGGAUUCAUGGGUAUCAAAGGAGAAAUUGGUUUUGAUGGAGUCCGUGGUUUGCCCGGUCUUCCUGGAUUGCCAGCACCUCCUCCUCCAAUUCCUAAAUCAAGAGGAUUCUAUUUUACAGUACAUUCACAGACUCAUCUCAUUCCCGAAUGCCCCUCUGGAACUACACCUUUAUGGGAAGGAUUUUCUUUACUUCAUAUAGUUGCAAAUUCUAAGGCCCAUGGACAAGAUUUAGGUGCACCUGGAAGUUGUCUUCGAAGAUUUUCAACAAUGCCUUAUAUGUUCUGCAACAUAAACAAUGUUUGCGAUUUCGCCCAACGCGAAGACUACAGUUUUUGGCUCUCAACACCAGAACCAAUGCCAAGCGGUAUGACCCCGAUUCCAGCAACAGACGUUGGAUCAUACAUUUCCCGGUGUCAAGUGUGCGAGACAUCUACACGAUCCAUUGCUAUUCAUAGCCAAAGCAGCUCUAUACCAACUUGUCCAGAUGGCUGGGAUGAAUUAUGGAUAGGUUAUAGUUUCCUUAUGCAUACCGCUGGAGCUGAUGCGGCAGGUCAAAGUCUCAUAUCACCGGGAUCAUGCCUUCGGGAAUUCAGAACGCGACCAUUCAUAGAAUGUAACGGCCUCGGACGCUGCAACUUUUUCGCAACCGCUGUUUCAUAUUGGUUAUCAACAAUCGAUGACAACAAAAUGUUUGAAACACCUAUUCAAGAAACACUGAAACAAAAUAAAGUUUCUAGAGUCAGCAGGUGCGCCGUAUGUAUGCGACGUCAACCUCAGAGGUCGUAUAGCGCAGGCACAGUGGAGGCUGUACCUAACGCAGUAGUACGACGCCCCGUCAACCGACCUAUUAACCGGCUUCGGCCUCGCUACCCCCCGCGAGGUACCGGGGAAGACGCCGCCAUUGAAACAAUAGUGCCAUAA
Danaus chrysippus (African queen) is the source of this 1533-nucleotide messenger RNA. Lineage: Eukaryota; Metazoa; Arthropoda; Insecta; Lepidoptera; Nymphalidae. The record is from the annotation of a GenBank genome assembly.